UCAGGUAAUUUCUUACCGCCGACCGGGAGGGCAACACCUCCAGAGAACACAACCGGCGCUCGGACUGAGUGAUGACAUGUAGCAGGCAUGUGCACGUCCUCCUCACCCUCCCUGCCAGGCCACGCCCCAAUAGGCCACUGAAGCCUUGUCAAUCACCCCUUGGCCACGCCCACAACCUGCCUCCUCCCUCGGCACGUCAGCUGGGUAGGCGUGCUCACCUGCCUGCUUGAGAUCGAUUCAUCCAGUGUGACGGCCACGCUUCAACCAUUUCUACAUUUCACUGGUGACCGGCGAGUGAUAAUCUCUCACCUGGCGAUUCACGAGGAACCAGACUGUAAAAUAUGCAAAUGACAUUCUUAUCUAAAGUCUAGAAUUUUUUGGUUUUUUUCCUGUGAAAUCUGUCGAAGCAUCAUUCACAGUUUCUCGAGUGAAUGUGUUUGUGUGUGUGUACGUGUGUGCGCUCGUCUGUACACAGUGAUUCUCCCCUCGCGCCGCCUCGGUUUCGUUCGCAGGGCACCAUACAUCCUCCCACGCCCCUACCCACCUACCUCACACCCUCCUCCCUCAUGCCACCCCCCUCUCCAGCAGCCCGUGAGGCAGCGGCAAUUUCCCGAGUGUUGGGCGCUGGUAGGGAGCGAUUAAGAUUGGCAGGCUGCUUCUCGGAGAGUGAUGCGCGCUGUCGGCUCGCGACACAAGGGCUGUGAUGACACGGUCAGAUAGCGCGCAGCCAGCGGACCAUCCACACGGUCGUCAAGUCGUCGCUGUCGCUCGCAACACCCACCCUUCUUUCGCUCCACGGCGGCGAGGAGGGGGUGGCUCGGCGAGAACGGCGAGCGAGAUCGGGGUGCGGAGGAACGAACACCAGGGCGGAGGAGCGGGAGGUAAGGUAGCCCUCGCCGUGCCAGACGUGUGAUUGUGACGUGAAAAAUGGAUUCCAACUGCCGCAGAAGGCUGCUGCUGCUGGUGGUGGUGGUGUUCCAGCUGUUGGUGUAGUCUGUGGGACUGUGUGCAGUGUGAAGGAGGGACGGGAGGAGGACCGCGCCUGCUGUAAAAGCGCCGCGCGGCGACUGUCAGAGACGACAUCAACAACAUUGAGCUGUCGCUCGCCGCGGUGGAGUCCUGUGCGUGAAAGAAGAGAGAGGAAAAAAAUAUUCGGGUGACUUAGUAACAAUGCUGCUGCCGCCAUUCGUCCUGCGUACGACGGUCGUGAUGCAUGUGCCAGGCAGCAGUUAGACAUCCGACGAUGAUCGUAGAGCGAUCGGUGAUGGAGCAGAGUGAUGUGGGACAAGAGGGGAGGUGACCUCUCACCCCAGUCACUCCCAUCAUAACGUUUCUCUGUGCUAGAAGUAGGUCAGUUGUGGUUCCCUGCCUGUACCUGGAGAUGGGAGUCCGGGAGGAUGUCCAGCGGGAAAUUUGAAGAUGUUGCCGGACAAAGGUCGUCAGUGGGGAAAAGUCGGGACCUGACGAAUUCAGGAUUGAGUUAAUCCGGGUAGUGGCACGUGUGACCUCAUGAGGAUUAGGGUGUGGGUAUGCGCGGGAGGGAAGUGGCGAUGGCGGCCUGUGUUAUCGCGGGUGCACCUAGCCGGGUGGCUGGUAAUCGCCUGGGUGUUCCUGCUCACCCUCUUCAGCCUCUCCAUGCACGGACAGGUCCCCACCUUACGGCCGGUGGAGGCUCCCAGGCAUCGCCUGGGGUGGGACACAGAACAGCAAAAUGUCAUGGGCAGAGCAGGAGUUCACGGGUGGGCAGGUCGUGUAUUAUCUGUGACAGGCGAGGUCAAACCUCCAGUGGAGGCCGACGAAGACCACGACCAGGGGAGAGCAAGGCUGGAACCCCACAUCACCAUCUCCACGGUGGACAGCCAUCAUGCUGACGCUAGUCGAAGGCGAAUCCACCAGGUCGGAGCUCGACCCAGCGACGUCGGCGACAGCGAUAGUGACCCCAGAGGGCGCUCGAGGUCGCCGAACGAAGAUGAGGAUAACGGCAUUUUUGACGUUCAUGGGGAACAAACCUCCUCCGCACUGAAUAUCUCAGGUCGUCGUGGUGACACCCUCGUGUCGAGGCAUAAAGAUAUUCGUCAACUGUCAUCAGGGUCGCCUGUGGUUCAAAGUGACCCCGGUGACGUAUGGGGUUCGUUGCGCAAGUCUAAGGAAGUGUCAAAGGCAACGGUUGCGCGGAGUGCUACCCGCAACAGUCAAGUGUCGGAUAAUGCUCCUACGACUCCUGCGGCGACCCCGCGCGUGAGGAGCAGGUCACCCGAGCGAGCGGAGGAGACUAUGGAGCGGAGACUGAAGGAAGACGGAUUCUUGCAGCAUGCUUACAAUGUGACAGCCAGCGACCUCCUGCCGCUGGACAGACAGGUGCCGGACACCAGGCCUUCUGGAUGUCCUCGCCAAGUCUCGACGGAUCUCGGCAGCGUGGGUCCAGUGAGCGUAGUCAUCUGCACCCACAACGAGGCUCGCUCUGUCCUGCGGAGGACGGUGAUGAGUGUAUUGACGCGGACACCACCUGACCUUUUGUUGGAGGUCAUUGUGGUUGACGACAAGAGUACUACGGAUGACCCAGCACGUGCUCUGGAAGAAGUCCCGGCUGUAAACAACAGUGGUAAGGUGCGAGUACUGCGGGCAGACCAACGACAAGGGCUUGUGCGCUCACGUCUGCAGGGCGCUCGUGAGGCUCGAGGGCAGAUUUUGGUGUUCCUGGACUCCCACUGUGAGUGCGGUGUCGGGUGGCUCCAACCCUUGCUGCAAGCUCUUCUGCAAGACCGAAAAAAGGUCGUCAGUCCCUACAUCGAUGUCAUCAAGUCCGAGUCCUUCACGUACGUUCAGUCUCCGGACGACCUGCAGGGCGACUUCAACUGGAGGCUGGAGUUCGGGUGGCGAGCCAUUCCCCCGGAUGUCCUGACCACACGAGCCGGCCCUCACCAGCCCAUCAGCACACCUGUAAUCAGCGGUGGACUCUUCGCCGUUGACCGCGAUUUUUUCUACAACAUCGGGUCUUAUGAUGAUCUCAUGGAUAUUUGGGGAGGCGAGAACAUGGAACUGUCUUUCAGGGUGUGGAUGUGUGGCGGCAGUUUGGAGAUCCUCCCUUGCUCGCGCGUGGGUCACGUGUUCCGCAACCUCGUCCCCUACUCCUUCCCCGCUGACCCCCACACCACGGUCCUCACCAACCUGGCGCGCGCCGCCAACGUGUGGAUGGACCAGUACAGCCGCUUCUUCUUCGCCGCCGUGAACAUGUCCUCGUCGGACACCGGUGACGUCACAUCGCGAGUGGCCUUGAGAGAGCAGCUCAGGUGUCGCAGCUUCCAGUGGUACCUGGACAGUGUUGCGACUCACCUGGACAUACCUUCCCCACAUGCCACACACUUCGGGCAGCUAAAAAAUAAAGGCAGCUUACUUUGUCUGACCGCAAAAUUCGGGUCACCCGAUGACCUGCGCCUUGAGGCCUGUCAAGGGGGCAAAAAUCAGACCAUACAGCUCUUCCUAUCCGGGGUAUUGGAGGCGGGUGGUGGGUGCGUGGUACCUGGACCAAAUAAACACUUGACUCUCUAUGGUUGCCAUCUGCCUCAGCCACAGUGGAACCUUGUGGACGGGCAGCUGCGGUUGGACAAGACCGGUCUGUGUGUGACUUCGGUGGAUAAUGAGUUCGUACGACUUGCCCCAUGUGUGAGUGGCUCGUUUUUUCAGUUGUGGGAAGCAUCCUUCACCUUUUCCUGGCUCUCUUCAGCGGCCAUUCCAGAUGGGUAAACAAAGCUGUGUUGACAGGAACUUGCGUGACCAAACCUCUAGCUUUCAGCUGGACUUGUUGAAGAUUCUGGAGAGCUGAAGGACUUUUCUUCGUCUCCGGAAGACAGGCGGUCUUCCGUGCAAGCAUGAACGAGUUGUCUAACUUGCGUAAGGGUUGCUUUAGGCGAGUAACCGGCCUUUGAUUCCAACGUUUGUUGCCGUGCGCAAGAGCAACAGUCGUUACUCAAGACAUUACCAGCAUCAAGAACUCAGACACUGGAACCUCCGUUCAGAACUAACAACAAGCGUCUCAGAUAUUUCCUCUGUUCUGUCAUCACUCGAAGACGACGAAAGGGUCGAUGAAAAUGUUCACUGGACAACAAUGAGAGACGGGUCACUGUGUAAGGACCAUGGGGCCUUCUAGAGUCGAUACAUCAGCAAACGGUCGAGAGAUCAUACCCUAGUCUUUCAAACAUGAGCCUUUGAGGGGACGUGCAAUAAGACAGGCACCGAGAUUCUACAAGAAACGACCAGAACAGCCAAUGGACGGAAACGAGGCGUCUAGCCAUGAAGUAGACAAUCACACGUCACGUGACAUGAGUGACAGACUUUCAGCUGCAUUCAGUCGGACUUGUGACGUUAUUUACUCCGUGGCCUUGACCUGCUCACCUUCUGCUAUUACGUCAUCGUCGGUUAAUGUUUAAGUCUUCCAUGACCAUUGGAACGCAAGGCGACGCGCGAAGCUACUCUGUCCUUACUACACGUGCAGCUGUGGGACUUUCAGGAAGCACCGACCACCUGUAGUCACUGGCGCUCAUCAAUAAAUAUUUUAUUUUUGAAAUCUCAUUUUUUCAGUUGCCAGAGGUGGGACCUAAUCUGCGUCCAAUCUACGAAACGGAUAGAAAACCUGGAAUCCAGAAUACCAUUUUUUUGUAUCAAGUGUUAAUAAGAAAAUCACAGGGUGAAUACUUUUCGAGAGAGAAAAAAUAAACUUCAGACUUUCAAAAAAAGAAACCCCACAAAACACGUAGCAUAGAAAUUACUAGACAAUAGCUAGAGGCAAAGUGAAAGUAGAAAUUAAUAAACAAUAUUUUUUAUGGUUCAUUGACAUAUAUUACUUAGGAUUGGACUAUAACAGUGAUUUUGAGCUAUAACAGAAAUAUAGAUUGCAUAGGAUUGAACUAUAACGCUUUUGACUUAAUUGAAUGAAAAAUCUUUUCUUAAAAACUGAGAGAUCACUGCAGUCUAAUGAGAUUCUGUACAGACUAAAGUGAUUUAAGGGCAACACUCUUGCACAGUAUUUGCUCAGAAUAAACUUUCCUGAGGGGCAGCUUGUAGUUCUCACACACAAUCCGAAUCAUCGUGACAAGUGAUGCACAUCAACCCUCGUUAAAUCCUCGUUCUAGUCUUUUAGUGUUUCGAUCAGGCACCCAUCGUGAACUUGGCGAUAAGAGAUGAAAAUGAUGGUGACUGAGAUAACGAGAAAACAGGUGCCGGUAUUCUCAUACUAUGUAUUUGCAAGUGUGUUCGUAUGUCGAUGAUUUGUGUGCGUGCGUGCGCUGUGAAUACCUACGGUUGCUUUAGUUUCGUUUGUCACCAAGCUGUUAAUGUCAAACAAGAGAUUGGUUUAUUUCAAGCGAAGACAUCACGGUGGAUGGUGAAAUAAAGGGGAACAAAUGAAGAAAUUUCAACAGGGUAGGUAGGAGAUCAAGUUUACAGCUCCCACAAACAUUGUGUCCUGCAGCCACUCGUAUGGGUUGGAUGGACCAUUGUCAACACCUGGCCAACAAAAGCAAUCACGAGGGGGAGUCACUUGGCAAAGUCGAAGCUGCUUCUCUGAAAAUGUAUGGAAAUCUAGAACUGGUUAGUGGAAUGACAUAGUAUGUCUGUGGUGAAAAUGAAGCCCAUCAAACCAUGAGCUUGUCCGCUCCACCUUGCUGCAGUUAUCCCAGAACGAGGGAAAGACACGUGUGAUAUUUAGUCUGAGGAUGAGCUCUUCACUGUCGUGCUGCUCCUUCAGUUUUUCCACUUUCUUUAGUCACCAUACUCAUGAACUAUGUGGUGAAGGUGCCAUAAGAGAAAGAGAGAGAAAGAAAGAGAGAAAGAGGGAGAUAGCGAGAAAGACACAGAGAAAGAAUGAAAGAGAGAAAGGCAGGGAGAUCAAGAGAGAAAGAAAGAGAGAAAGGAAGAGAGAGAGAGUAGUGUCUUUGGGUCAAAUGCAAAGUAUGUUUUCAUGUGAGAAGUAAUUUGGACUAUGCAUCAUUAGUCAGGCACCGUUCCAUUGUUGUCACCAUUCGUCCGUGCGUCUGCGUGCAUUUUCACGCGGAAUUGUUUGGACGGUUCGUGCAUGUUCUGAACUGCUGAUAUUGUUUUUCAACUCUAACAAUAAAUAGUUUGAAGCCAA
Pomacea canaliculata is the source of this 6127-nucleotide messenger RNA. RefSeq names its product polypeptide N-acetylgalactosaminyltransferase 16-like. The coding region runs from base 1510 to 3744 and encodes 744 amino acids. The record is from RefSeq and is a predicted model, not a curated record. The transcript has 11 exons. Lineage: Eukaryota; Metazoa; Mollusca; Gastropoda; Architaenioglossa; Ampullariidae. Gene Ontology annotation, cellular component: Golgi apparatus.